AUGCUAAAUCGCGAGAGCCAGGACCAUAUUGAAUUCCACGAUUUCAAUUAUAUUGAUUACAUGCGACCCAUUAGCAAGCAUCAAGAUAUGCGUACCUCCACUUAUGUCGGUACCAAACGUUUCAAUGAUAACGCGUGUAUGACAAAACUUCAUCCUAAACGUAACGAAUCGCAUCCAUACACCGAUGAUGAGUUCUUAGAGAAAUUUCGUGCUAGUGAUUAUAAAAAUAAUUUCACGUCGAAAGUCCGUGACUCUAGUGCGCUGCGUAAUCCAAAUUUAUCUAAAGAACUUCGUGUCAUUAAACCAUUCUAUGAGAUGAAAUUAAAAUUCCUCAGGCGCCCAAUGUUGCCUGCUAUAAGUGUAACGCAUUCCGACUUCUUAUGGAAUCCGUCACCGCCGAUUGCAAUCUGUGAACCAAUGCCAGCGCUAAUACCAAGUCCAGUUCGAUCUAAUAUUGUUACUGUAAAUCGUAAUGAACACGGCUAUGCAAAAUAUUUGGAUCCGCAAGCCACGACACAGCGUUUGGAUUAUUGCCAUCGCUCGUGUAGAGAUAUCUCUAAGGGCAUCGCUGUCAAUGAUUAUAUAACAUUUUGGAAUUGGAAGGAUAUCGAUUCUCACGCUAAGAAAGUCUCCGUCACCAGUGAUUCUCAGUUAUGCGAUAAAUUUAGAUCGAAGGAUUGCGAAAAGCGUUCGGAAUUGCAGAAUCAACGCAAGCGUGUCCCUAAUUCUGGUAUGACAACGGAAGUACGUGAAAAUUAUUUGAAGCAAAAUUCAUACGAAACUGUUUACGACCGCAAUCGAUUGCGAUAUGAUCAUAAACAUGAAGUGGAUCAGAUGCCCAAGAAAACGGAAUGUGGUAUAUUGGGCAGUGACGAUCAUGCCUUGAAGUUUUUAUAG
Molecule: messenger RNA, 897 nt
Organism: Glossina fuscipes
Lineage: Eukaryota; Metazoa; Arthropoda; Insecta; Diptera; Glossinidae
Exons: 1
Coding region: 1-897 (298 amino acids)
Source: RefSeq, a predicted model, not a curated record